AUUCACCCAAUUUUUUUUCCUUCUUUCCGCUUGCACUUCCGAAUCCAAACAAAAUUUAUGUUUCUUUUUCAUUCGUUUGAUCUUUGAUGUAUCCUUGUUUUCAUAGAGGUUGCGUUUGUGGUGAUCUUCGGGUUCUUUGAUUCUGCAAAAUUUGUACGGUGUGAGCAAAUACUUCCUGAUCGCAGAUCAGUUGGAAGAAAAAGGAGAGAGAGAGAGAGAUAAGUGAUCUGGUGAAGCCCGUGAGAAAAUGCCUCACCGAACGACUUACUUCUUCCCGAGGCAAUUUCCCGAUCCUGGGUUCGAUGUAUCUUCCAAACAAAUGUUGGAUGAUCACGGGAAAAAGCCCCUCAACCAAACACCAACGAACAAUGCUGCUGUUGGUGAAAAUGACCUCAACAAAUUAAUCUCGAGAAUUGAUGAUCCAAAAGAGUUCACGACGUCGCCAGUUGUUGAGUCCAACAAACACGACAACAGCACUCCUCAGACGGAUCUUUUCACGGGUGGAAAUCUUUACUCCAAAAAGCAACAGAUAGCUGCUUUCAUCGACUGGUUCAUCGGAAGAGAAGCUACUGUUGACCGAUCACGUCAUGUGAAACCUUCCUCUCGACGUCUCUCUUCAACUACCGAUCACGAUGAAGACCGCCAGUUGUUAUUACCUCCGGAACCAGCUCCGCCGCAGACGCUUUCCCCUCCUCCUCCUCCAGAAACCAACGCCGUGAUCAACGAUCGUAGCGUUGAUCGUCGGGUGUCACUCCAGAGGUUCUCAAGUGGUAGUAGUUAUGCAGGGAGUUUGUUUCCUGGUUCAACAUUGGAUGGCGAUGUAUCCAGUGAGUUUAAAGGUACAUGGACUAAGGAUGAUCCAUCGUCAUCCUCGGCGACUGUACCCGUGACAAGGGAAGUCAAGGGACCGGAAGCAGAGGAGGAGAGUAAAGAUAACUUAGCGCUCAAGUCAAAGGAGAGCUAUUAUUUACAACUUACGAUGGUUAGAAGGCUUACUUCUCAAGCAAGUCUCCUCGCUGAACCCUUGCUGUUACAAGAGUAUUGUGGACCCGGUGUCGCCGAUGCAGAAAUUGUUUCUUAUCGUCUUUGGGUUAGCGGGUGUUUAUCAUAUAGUGAUAAGAUAUCAGACGGUUUUUAUAACAUUCUUGGGAUGAAUCCAUAUUUAUGGGUGAUGUGUAAUGAAUUUGAAGAAGGAAGACGCUUACCACCUUUGAUGUCUCUUAAAGAGAUUGAACCCAGCGACGCCUCUAUGGAGAUUGUUCUUGUUGAUAGACGCCUGGAUACGCGCCUCAAAGAGCUUGAAGAUAAAGCACAGGAAUUAUAUUGUUGUUCAGACAAUCCCCUUCUGUUGGUUGAAAAGCUUGGAAAGCUUGUUGCAAUCUAUAUGGGAGGAACCUUUCAAGUGGAGCAUGGGGAUCUUCACAAACGCUGGAAAGUGGCAAGCAGGAGAUUAAGGGAUUUUCAGAAGUGUGUUGUGCUACCCAUUGGCAGCCUCUCCAUGGGACUCUGCAGGCAUCGUGCAAUCCUCUUUAAGACAUUAGCCGACUAUAUAGGUUUGCCAUGUAGGAUUGCUCGAGGAUGCAAUUAUUGUGCAGCGGAUCACCGUUCUUCAUGCCUUGUCAAAAUUGAAGAUGACCGGCAGUCAACAAGGGAAUAUGUUGUUGAUCUAGUUGGGGAGCCUGGAAAUAUCCAUGGUCCAGAUUCCUCUAUCAAUGGAGAAUUUCUUUCAUCAUUGCCUUCACCAUUUCGAAUUUCUCAUCUAAAAGAAUUCCAACUACCUUGCUUGGAUAAUGCAUCAUAUGGUCAGAUUAUAGAUUCAAAGCAUCCAAGUUAUCUUUCUGAGAAUCCUCCACAUUCUGUUGUUCAACAAUUGAAGGACAAUGAUUUGCUUGAAAGUCAAAAGAAACAAGUUGAUCAAGACUGUUUUGGAAAGGAAUCAUCUUUGAUGCCUUCUGAAACAGCUUCUGGAGCAACAAUACAUGAACAUUCUGGACUCCAUGGAGAAAAAGUUGCCAUAGAACAAACCCUUCGAAAAGAGAUUGUUGUAUCUGGAAGCUCAGUGGUAAAUGGUGUGAAGCAAUCAAAAAUCAACUUGCCUAGUCAGUCAGAUUUGGAGGAGUCAGGGGCUGAACUUGAUAAUCAAGGAAGAUUCUCUGCUGUAUCCACCUCAAGUUAUCUAGAUCUUGAACCUUCUCUUGCAAUGGAUUGGCUUGAGAUAUCAUGGGAUGAAUUGCAUAUUAAGGAACAUGUUGGUGCUGGCUCGUUUGGAACGGUACAUCGUGCUGUGUGGCAUGGAUCGGAUGUUGCAAUCAAGGUCUUCACUGAUGAAGAUUUUCAUGAUAAUCAGUUGGAGGAGUUUUUGAGAGAGGUUGCUAUAAUGAAACGUGUUCGACAUCCAAAUGUGGUCCUUUUCAUGGGUGCUGUUCUAAAGCGGCCUCAUCUGUCAAUUGUGACAGAGUAUCUGCCAAGGGGCAGUUUAUACCGGAUAAUUCACAGGCCUGCUGCAGGGGAAACACUCGACCUGAGGAGGCGAUUACGCAUGGCAUUGGAUGUGGCCAAGGGAAUCAACUACCUUCAUUGCCUCACUCCUCCAAUAGUACACUGGGACCUUAAAUCACCCAAUCUCUUGGUUGAUAAGAACUGGACGGUAAAAGUCUGUGAUUUCGGAUUGUCCAGGUUCAAAGCCGACACUUUUGUAUCAUCAAAACCUGUUGCGGGAACUCCUGAAUGGAUGGCUCCGGAAGUCCUUCGUGGAGAGCCUUCCAAUGAGAAAUCCGAUGUUUACAGUUUCGGAGUAAUCCUGUGGGAGCUUGUGACAAUGCAACAACCAUGGAGUGGACUCAGUCCUGCCCAGGUGGUUGGUGCUGUAGCUUUCCAGAACAGGAGGCUGGCCAUUCCUCCUACUAUCUCCCCAAAGUUGGCUUCUCUCAUGUAUUCUUGUUGGGUUGACGAUCCUGCUCAACGGCCAUCUUUUGCUAACAUUGUAGAAGCACUAAGGAAGUUGCUAAAGUCGCCGUUGCAGUCGAUACAGAUGGGACGCAUGAGAGUGGCCCUCGCAUGAGAGUGGCCCUAUUUGAUCCUACACAACCGUAGGUGCUAUCUUAACCCGGUUGGAAGAUGGUUAAUCCCAUUAAAAAUUGAGCUCUGUAACAAUUUUCCAAAAAAGUGUGUAUAUAUA
Messenger RNA from Hibiscus syriacus, 3178 nucleotides. RefSeq names its product serine/threonine-protein kinase CTR1-like. Bases 248 to 3061 code for a protein of 937 amino acids. Gene Ontology annotation, molecular function: protein kinase activity; ATP binding. The record is from RefSeq and is a predicted model, not a curated record. NCBI's taxonomy places the organism in Eukaryota, Viridiplantae, Streptophyta, Magnoliopsida, Malvales, Malvaceae. The transcript is spliced from 15 exons. Gene Ontology annotation, biological process: protein phosphorylation.